UAAAAGAGGCAGAAAGGGGAAAAAUUCAAGAGUGAGAAAUAAUUUUUUAUCACAACCCCCAGGGGGUGAGGGACUUCCACGAUUUUUGAGUGAUCCCUGAGUUAUCGGUAAAUUCCCACCGAGUCCCAACCGAGUCCUGAAGAUGGUCUCACUCCGAUUUUCUGAAUCCCCUCAUUCCUGACAACUCAGGCAUUAUCGCUGAAUCGCUUCAGCUGUUUUCAACAUCCUCUUGGGGUAUGUGAGAUCGUAAAUUAUAAAGAGGAAGAGGACUUGAAGAGGCCCCAAGAUGUCGUCCGUGAAGGUUGCGGUGAGGGUACGUCCCUUCAACAACCGCGAGAUAUGCCGCGAGGCGCAAUGCAUCAUCGAGAUGGCAGGCAAUACAACAUCGAUAGUCAAUCCAAAAGCGCCACCAGGAACAAAGGAAGCAAUCAAGAGCUUCAACUAUGACUACUCAUAUCAUUCGAUGGACGCCGAUGAUCCUAACUACUCGUCCCAGAUAAUGGUGUACAAGGACAUCGGUGAGGAGAUGCUUCAGCACGCCUUCGAGGGCUACAACGUCUGUAUUUUUGCCUACGGCCAGACUGGAGCUGGAAAAUCAUACACAAUGAUGGGUAAACAGGAGGAGGGACAGGAGGGCAUCAUCCCCCAGAUCUGCAAAGAUCUCUUUCGCAGAAUCAGCAGCAACACGAGUGACACUGUCAAACACUCGGUUGAAGUGUCAUACAUGGAGAUUUAUUGUGAACGAGUUCGAGAUCUUCUGAAUCCAAAGAACAAGGGUAACCUCAGGGUUCGUGAGCAUCCACUUCUUGGCCCCUAUGUUGAAGAUCUGUCCAAGCUCGCUGUGAUGUCUUACGAGGAUAUUCAUGAUCUCAUUGACGAGGGCAACAAGGCACGAACAGUUGCAGCGACCAACAUGAAUGAGACAUCAUCAAGAUCGCACGCUGUCUUCACGAUAUUCUUCACACAGCAGAAACACGACUCCACCACGGGAUUGGUCACGGAGAAAGUCAGUAAGAUAUCUCUGGUGGAUUUGGCUGGCUCUGAGCGAGCUGAUUCAACUGGUGCUAAAGGUACUAGACUCAAGGAAGGUGCAAACAUCAAUAAAAGUCUUACGACACUUGGAAAAGUCAUCAGUGCUCUUGCAGAAAUUGCGGCAACAAAGAAGAAGAAGAAAGCUGAGUUCAUACCGUACAGGGACUCGGUGUUGACCUGGCUUCUUCGGGAGAACCUGGGGGGCAACUCCAAGACAGCUAUGAUCGCAGCUGUCAGUCCUGCUGACAUCAAUUACGAUGAGACACUCUCGACGCUCAGAUAUGCUGAUCGUGCUAAGCAGAUCGUCUGCAAGGCAGUCGUCAAUGAGGACGCAAACGCCAAACUCAUACGUGAGCUCAAAGAAGAAAUACAGAAGCUUCGAGAGCUCCUCAAACAAGAAGGCAUUGACGUGCAAGAAGGGCCAGAUGGUAGAGUCUCUUAUGAAAAGAAAGAAUCUAGGGAGGAUGCUAUUAUUAAGAAUACCAAGAGGGAGGAGGACAUCAAGGAGGCGCGUCAGCGUUUACCUUCCCAUCCGACCGCUGAAGAAGCUGUCGAGCAGCUUCAGGCAUCGGAGAAACUCAUUGCUGAGUUGAAUGAGACGUGGGAGGAGAAGCUGAAACGUACCGAGUCGAUUCGCCUCCAGCGAGAGGCUGUCUUCGCCGAAAUGGGUGUUGCUGUUAAAGAAGAUGGUGUGACUGUUGGUGUAUUCUCACCGAAGAAAACACCACAUCUCGUUAAUCUCAAUGAAGAUCCACUGAUGUCUGAGUGUCUCAUUUAUUACAUCAAGGAUGGAUUCACGAGAAUUGGAUCAGCCGAGGCUAAUAUUCCCCAGGACGUUCAACUCUGUGGCCCCUACAUUCUCAGCGAGCACUGCGUUUUUGAGAAUCAUGAGGGUGUUAUAACCCUGAUGCCCAAAACUGGUGCACUGAUAUACGUUAAUGGACGGGAAAUCAGCGAGCCUAUUGUCCUGAAGACAGGCUCCAGGGUGAUACUUGGGAAGAAUCAUGUGUUUAGAUUUAAUCAUCCGGAUCAGGUCAGGGAACGGAGGGAGAAAAAUUCACCGGCUGAUACUCCGGGCACUGGUGAAACACCGGGAUGUGGGGAGAGUCCGGGUAAUGGGGAGACUGUUGAUUGGAAUUUCGCCCAGAUUGAAUUGCUUGAGAAACAGGGAAUUGAUCUCAAGGCGGAGAUGGAGAAGCGUCUGCUGACUCUGGAGGAGCAGUACCGAAAGGAAAAGGAAACCGCUGACCAGCGGUUCGAAGAGCAGAGAAAGAAUUAUGAGGCACGGAUAGAUGCUCUUCAGAAACAGGUCGAGGAGCAGAGCAUGACAAUGUCAAUGUACAGCAGUUAUACGCCUGAGGAUUUCAACAAUAUCGAGGAAGAUAUAUUCGUCAACCCAUUGUUUGACGCAGAGAGCAACUGGAGCGAACGGGAAUUCCAGCUGGCUGCGUGGGCAUUUAGAAAAUGGAAGUAUCAUCAGUUCACUUCACUGCGGGAUGAUUUAUGGGGGAAUGCUAUAUUCCUCAAAGAGGCUAAUGCCAUUUCCGUUGAGCUCAAGAAAAGGGUUCAAUUUCAAUUUACUCUGCUUACGGACACGCUUUAUUCGCCUCUACCACCGGAUCUUCUGCCGGCUGUUGAGGAUGACGAGGAGGAGGAGAGGCCAUUCCCACGUACAAUAGUCGCUGUUGAGGUGCAAGACACGAAAAAUGGCGCCACCCACUACUGGACGCUCGACAAAUUGCGACAGCGCUUGGAGCUGAUGCGUCACAUAUACAAUGAAGACUUGAGUCCCAGCACUCCGGAGGCCAAAGAGGAUAUAUUCCAAUGUCUCACUGCGUACUCUAAUCAGAGGUUCUCGCUCGCAAAUCUUUUGCCUUCGAGACAGCGCCUGGAGUUGAUGAGGGAAAUGUAUCACAAUGAGGCGGAACUGUCGCCAACAUCACCGGAUUAUAAUAUAGAAAAUAUCACGGGUGGAGAUCCAUUUUACGACAGGUUCCCCUGGUUCCGCAUGGUUGGAAGAUCUUUCGUUUACUUGAGCAAUCUGAUGUAUCCAGUGCCCCUGAUCCACAAAGUGGCGAUUGUCAAUGAAAAAGGAGAUGUCAAAGGAUAUCUGCGAGUGGCAGUGCAGGCAGUGGUCGAAGAGGAAAACAGUGAAUACUCGAGUGGUGUGAGACAAUCAGCUCGAAUCUCCUUCGACGACGAUCUCUUCGGGACACCACGUCCCGGCAAAAGAGCAACACUUCUCGCUCAGACUUUGGAGAAGAAUCAGCAGAUACUGAUGCAGGAGGAGCGUGUGGUGGAGGGCAAGGGCGAGGGCAAAGAGGGAAAGGAUGAGGAGGAAGUGGGUGAUGCUGACAGUGGCAGAGGUGACAGCUCAGUUGCCAGCGACAUGAAGGAAGAGGAUUUACCUGAUCAUCUCCAGCCUGGAGUUGAGUUCACAUUCAGGGUGACUGUACUCCAGGCAAUGGGCAUCUCCACCGAGUACGCUGACAUAUUCUGUCAAUUUAAUUUCCUUCACAGACACGACGAGGCAUUCUCCACGGAGCCAGUUAAGAACACUGGCAAGGGCAAUCCCCCAGGAUUCUAUCACGUACAGAAUAUCACCGUUACCGUCACCAAGUCAUUUCUGGAUUAUUUGAAAUCUCAGCCAAUUGUUUUCGAAGUAUUUGGCCAUUAUCAACAGCAUCCACUGCACAAAGACGCCAAAUUGGAUUAUGGAGUGAGACAGCCACCAAAACGCAUGCUACCACCAUCAAUUCCCAUAAGCCAACCAGUACGUUCACCGAAAUUUGGAUCAGUCCUACCAUCACCGAGCACCUCUCACGUUCACGCCAAAUACGAUGUGCUCGUUUGGUUCGAAAUAUGUGAAUUGGCACCCAAUGGCGAGUACGUACCGUCAGUCGUUGAUCACAGCGAUGAUUUACCCUGUCGUGGAUUAUUCCUCCUUCAUCAGGGUAUUCAGCGUCGUAUUCGUAUUACUAUUGUUCAUGAGCAGGCGUCUGAGCUGCGCUGGAAGGACGUCAGGGAACUCGUUGUCGGCAGAAUUAGAAAUACUCCAGAACCUGAGGAGGAGGACAAUGACUCAUCAGUUCUCUCACUCGGUCUCUUCCCAGGUGAGUACGUGGAGAUUCCUGGAGACGACAGGUGUAUGUUCAGAUUCGAGGCAGCGUGGGACAGCUCUCUUCACAAUUCAGCUCUUCUCAACAGAGUAACGUCUUAUGGAGAACAGAUAUUCAUGACAAUAUCCGCUUAUUUGGAAUUGGAAAACUGUGGGAGACCGGCUAUUAUCACUAAGGAUCUCAGUAUGAUUAUUUAUGGGAGGGAUGCCAGGGUGGGGCCUAGGUCACUUAAACACCUGUUUAGUGGUAGCUACAGGAAUCAAGAGGCUAAUCGACUCAGUGGUGUUUAUGAGCUGGUGCUGAGGCGUGCCUCCGAGGCUGGUGUUCAGAGACGUCAGCGCAGGGUUCUUGACACAAGCUCCACGUAUGUCAGGGGUGAGGAGAAUCUCCAUGGAUGGAGACCCAGGGGUGAUAGCCUCAUCUUCGAUCACCAGUGGGAGCUCGAGAAACUCACUAGGUUGGAGGAAGUCGAGAAGAUACGGCACACACUUCUACUCAGGGAGAAACUUGGAAUUGAUAAGAUUGCAAUGUGCAACAAGACUUGUCAUGACUUCACUAAGAGCGAGAAGGUACGGGCAUCCCUGGUACGUCCAUGCGUAUUAGAGGAGGUCUGCAAUAUGGUGGCUAAGGCAACCAACGAGCCACACGCUAGUCCUGUAAAACUCAAAAAAUCCACCAGCAAGGAUGUCUAUGAACCCUGGGAGAUGACUGACCAUGAGAAGGAACUCGCUACUAAAUAUGUCAAACUCAUUCAGGGAAGAAUCCCGAGUAAAGAACCUAUUGUACUGUCUGAUGUGUCACCGGGGGAUGACACCACUGAUAUGUCAACAUCGAUGAUGUCUUCGGUUGUAUCGUCAUCGUCUCAAGAGUUGAGCUCACCGGAACGUGCUAGACUCCAAGAGCUCCAGGAGAGCAUGAUGGCAGGCGAAACGGCGAGUCAGUCUAGCUCCCUGGCACCUGCACCCCUGGGCUCGACUUCGCCCUUGAAGGAGAGUCUAGUGCUCUAUGUGCCAGAGGUAGAGGAGAUACGUAUUUCACCUGUUAUUGCGAGGAAGGGAUAUCUCAAUGUCCUCGAGCACAAGACAAAUGGCUGGAAGAAGAGAUGGGUGGCUGUCAGGAGACCAUAUGUCUUCAUAUUCAGGGAGGAGAAGGAUCCUGUUGAGAGGGCACUCAUUAAUCUCGCUACAGCUCAGGUUGAGUACUCCGAGGAUCAGCUGGCAAUGGUCAAGGUACCAAAUACUUUUAGCGUUGUUACCAAACACAGGGGAUAUCUUCUGCAAACACUUGGUGACAAGGAAGUUUAUGACUGGUUGUACGCGAUAAAUCCACUUCUUGCUGGACAGAUUAGAUCGAAACUUGCACGCAGGGGACCCACGACAAAUCCAACAACAAUAACUUUAACUGCACCAUCCACAGACACACAGACACAGGCCAAGUGAGUCGCGGAAUCUCUCGCUGAUUACGUUAGUGUCAUCGCAAAUACUUCGAGGGGUAUUAUCAGAGGGUCUCACAGGGUCAUCGAGGCCCAGGACUUUUGUAGGUUUCGAUUUACCGUGAUUUUUGAGUAACAUCCAUGUCCUUGAUUUUUCAUCAUUUUUUUUAUUGCUCGUGGAAUUAUCACUGGUUUUUUCAAUUUCAUUGACAAAUCUCGCAAUCGAUGGGAAUUCUAUUUGUACUCUUGUGACAAUUCUGUGAAUGAGUUGUUGUGUAAUUUUCUUGGGGAAAUGGGGAAAAUAGAUUUUUCAGCGAAGGCGAUUUUUGUCGUAAUUUUUGAAAUACGUGAUCGACAACUCUCCGGGUGUUCGUGAGAACAUUCUGACGGUUGAGGUGUCUAGAGUAUGAUAUAUUUCAUAUUCACGUUGAAAAUAAAAGAAUGCUGUAAAAUCACGAUGGAUUAUUCAAGAUAAUCGAUUGUUUUUCAACCUGCGCUUUAAGCUGCUUUCAAUUCCAUGAGAUUUAUCGACGAAGUAUUUGAAAAAUAUUUUACACGGCCUCUUGGCAGUUUCUUUUGUGUUGACAAUGUGUAAAUAUUAUUGAAGAGGUAGUGUGGGCAUUUAAAAAUUUUCCCACGAUAACAUUUGCCCCAGAGUAAUCCUCAAUUUUUAAUUAAUUUUGUUACUAGCUCCCAUAUCGUUGUUGACAUUGAUUAGAAAUGAGAUAUAUGAAUUAUUAGUUGAUUAGACGUUCUACCAUUCGUACGUUACCUAGCCCAUGAUGAUGUGAUUUUUUUCAUUCAAUUCGGUGAAUAAAUUAUUCAUUAAAAAAAAAAUUAUUCAUUGCCCAUUGGUUUUUCGAGUCACCGCGAAAUGAAAAUAAAAAAAUAAAUACCCAGACUUCGAUGCAACUCACAGCACUGAAUUAUAGUAUUCGCGACAUGAGGCGCACGGUACAUAUUGUUAAAAAAAGAAUAAGAGAAUAAUUAUUCUCAUGCAACACCGUGGGAUUUAUUGAUGGCUUCGAGAUAGGUAAUCUUGUAUAUAUUAAAAAAUCACAAAUAUACUAAUGAAAAAUGAGUCACCAAGUAAAUAUGAAAGAGCAUUUUAGAUUUAAGAACUGAUUAAUUGAGAAUAUUAAAAAUGAGGCACGCUUUUUUAUUUAAUCCGAAUGUUCUGGCUGAAUUUUGACUGUAAGAACAUUCUCGUGGGUGGUCUGACAUUGACGAGAUUCAUCAAGAUUUUAUUCUCGAUUAUUCUCGAUUAUUCUCGAUUAUUCUCGAUUAUUCUCGAUGUCGGGAUUCAUCUUGAUCAGUCUCUCAAUGACACCUGAUUAAUUUAAUUCAACUCUAGUCAUGAUUAAACGUAAAAUAAAGGGUAAUAAACUUGGUAUCUAAUUAAUAAAGUGGAAAUAUUACCAACUGGACUGUGUUGAUGAAAUAAUUCUUCACCACGGAAUAACGACAGACGAAAAUAAUUGAUUGUGGAUGAAAAAAUUAAUACAAAUGUGUUAUCAAUUUUCUUGCUUGCUGACUGUUGUAGUGAUUGAUAGUUUUAUUUUGUUAAACGGUAUGAAAAAUAGUAUUGCAUACAUUAAAACAACAAACACUUGUCAUAAGUAUUGAAUAUUCAUGGUAACUGGUGGAUAAUGAUUAAUGAAAUUGAUGUUUUUGGAAAAUAUCUGGAUUUACUCUUGAGGAAAAAUAAUUGAGGAAAAUGUAUUUGAAAAUUGAAAUGAAAUACCAAUAUUAUAGGACUAACUUCUAUGGGUGAAAAUAGUUUCUAUAUAUGCAAGGAAUAUAUAUAUAUAAAUAUGAAUAAAUUUAAUAUUUACCGUGAUGUCGCGAAAGAGAGUGAAAUAUUUAAUGAAAAUUUUAACAAGGCGUUGACAGUACGACAAUUAUUCGAUCUGAAUAAUGGCGUUGAACAUCUGUGAGUGCUAAAAUUUUGGGUGAAAAUAUGAAAAGUAUUGAGUAUGUUAAUCCAUGUAUUUGUUUUUCAUUAAUUGUGAAGCCCGGUAAUGAUGAAGUCAUUAUUUCCGUUUAAACUCGAAUCACUUACUCCAGGCAUGGUAAAGUUUAAAAGUUUCACCGAAAUAUUAAAAAGGAAAAACAAACUACAAGUAACAAUUUUAAUGCUGAUGAAAAAAAAACUAAACGUGCAUUUAUUAUUCUUAUGAUUAUUACUAUUAUUACAUGAAUUACGAGAUAGUAACUGGUGUAAGAGCAAUCAUGUAAUAAAUCGAUCAAUAAAAAGCUUACGUGCUUAAAA
Molecule: messenger RNA, 7855 nt
Organism: Fopius arisanus
Lineage: Eukaryota; Metazoa; Arthropoda; Insecta; Hymenoptera; Braconidae
Gene: unc-104
Product: kinesin family member unc-104
Exons: 19
Coding region: 287-5590 (1767 amino acids)
Biological process (GO): microtubule-based movement
Molecular function (GO): microtubule binding; ATP binding; microtubule motor activity
Source: RefSeq, a predicted model, not a curated record